UUUAUUUUAUUUUUUGUUUCAUGUGUGUUUUAAUGUUUCCGAAGCGAAGCGAGGGCGGGUCGCUAUAUUCUCAUAAAAUGCUCAAAAUUUCUACAUUCCUCACUUUACGAUGAUGAUGUUUGAUGACAAAUUUGAGAAAUCUUUUAUGGGUAGCACUUUAUUUUUAUUGGGAACUUAUAAUGAAACCAACAAUUAACUUCUCUUUGGUAUCCAAUGUUUACGUAAUCUCAUUUCGAAGAAGGUAUAAAAAGAAUUACACAACUGCACUACAGUGAUUUAAUAAUGGAUUGAACCGAUUUCUGUUUCGGCAUUUAAGAUUGCGUUUUACACGUAUUACUUAUUACAUGAUUAAUCAUCUUGCUCUCCUGUCUCAUUUAACGUACCUUAAUACUACAAAUCAAUAACGUUGUCAAGUAUACAACAAUGACCAAAACAAAUGGCGUUUCAAAAUAAAUUAGAAUGUAGACGUCAUGCUAGAAGGCAAGUCAGGUCGUGAACGGUGGUACUCGCUCGUUUAGAACCGACAUUCAGCUUGGAUAAUGUGUCUUCCUUCCCAUUGCGUCACGCGGUAAGGACAAACUGCUUAAGUCAUGGCGUCACGAACUUUCAGGACUACUGCGUGAACGUCAUUGUUUUGUAGCCAAAUAUUUUUUGUUACGUAAGCAAUUCAUACGUAUGUAUAGUUCUGAAUGUACGUCACAUAUGCAAGUAAUCGUAUCUGAUAUUUUUUAUUGAUAAAGUUAGGAUGCUUCUAGUGCGAGCAUCGAAAAUUUGUACAUUAUUAGUAUUAAUUAUUUAAGGAGGCACCAGUAAAUAAUCUUGCCGUGAAUCGUGUGUGCAUAUUACUGUUAAGGCUGACAAAAUGAGGUAAACUUACCAUUUACUGGUUGUUUACUUAUUUAUUGGCUGAUUGCCUAAUUUAUGUAAACCAUUUCGGAUAUUCUCUCUGUUUUUAGGAAGUAUUGUUUGAGUACCCUAGUAAGAAAUGUUCAGGGUCAAUGAACAAAAAACAAAAUUAUUACACAUUGAUGGAAAAUAAAUUGCAAGUAUUUGAUGCUUAGCUUAAAAGCGGAGUAUUUUCGAUCAUGUCAGCAUAUUAGAACAAAAAUGUUGUCUUGUAUUUGUUACAAAAAUAGUCUUUUGUUUUUUAAAAAUAAUUAAGUAUUUUGCCGGUUCUUUACGGUGCAUUUUAUUGUUUUUCAAAUCGAUUAAAACAAUAGUAUUAAUUAAAGGGAUUUGCGUAAAACAUAUUUCAUUCAUAUAUCCAACAACAACAGAUUCAAUAACUUCGAUUUAUCAUCAACUAUUGAUCGAAUAUAUAAUAUUGAACUUCAUUAACUUAACAUACACGACUCGUUCUCUAGAUUGCUGAUCAACUAAUGCAUUUUAUGUAGCGUGGAAAAUGUAAGCAUUAGGAAAACUGAGAAGCGCGGGUGGGUGCGCGGGUUGCGGUUAAGCCUACGUCACAAGAAAGUCGAGGUCUCUAUAAAAGCGGUCGCCGUCCCUCCCAUUGAUAUCACUCGCAAGCCAGCAGUUGUUAACGUUCGCUCGUUUGCUCGUUACUACGCGCUCUACUCGCUCAAUUGUUAAUAUCAUUCGUGAUCGCACCUUGUUCGCGCGCACUCGUACGAUAUGACCGUCACUAGCAAGAUGAACAGUGUUUCCCGUCAAUCAAUGCUGAGCCGUCUCGGCCCCGGCGGAUUACUCUACGCAGCAAAUAAAAUUUUAGCGGUUGCUGUGCCUUCUAAAGAGGAAGACCGCUGGCAUACCAAAGAUGGUACCCUAUUCAAGCGUUGGCGUCGCACCACGCCGCCCGUGGAACCCGUUCCCACGCCAACUCCUACGGCACCUCCUGCACAGCCUUCGGAACUGUUGAAGUUCUUAGCUAUUAACGCUUUGGAACUAUCGGCGCCAGCUUCAGAUGCGUUACUGAAAUCUCGUUCGUCAGAGUGGUUCCAGCUAGCAGGCCAUCCUGGAUCAUUAGCUCCCGCUGGACCCGGUACAGUGUGGAAACGUCGUGCUGCGGGCGACCACCCCGGCCACAACCCUGAACGAGAUGCUUACGAAGCCCUUGCAGCUUGUCCUCAUAUGCGUGGCGUUAUUCCUCGCUACUAUCGUGAAUUGGAAUACGACGGUGAACGUUUCAUUGAACUUCAAGAUCUUCUUCACGGCUUUCGCAAUCCUCAUGUCAUGGACAUUAAAAUGGGAACCCGGACAUUCCUAGAAGAUGAAGUCAGCAAUGCCCAUGCACGUGCCGAUCUUUAUGAGAAGAUGGUCCGUCUAGACCCUAACGCACCCACGGAGUCUGAACAUGCCGCCCGAGCUGUCACUAAGCUCCGCUAUAUGCAGUUUCGUGAACAACGUUCAUCUUCUGCCGAGCAAGGUUUUCGUAUUGAAGCAGUCAAGUUACCCGGCGAACCUGCCUUGACCGACCUACAGAAAAUUCGCGAACCCCACCAAUUGGCCGCUACAGUGGCACGUUUCCUUGGGAAUGAUGAACGAGCACGAAGGGAGAUUGCCUCGCGUCUUAGAGAGAUCAGAGAUCAUUUUGAACGUUCGGAUUUCUUUAAAAGCCACGAAAUUGUUGGCAGCAGCAUCUUCAUCAUUUACGAUGAUGAACGAGUUGGAGCUUGGCUCAUAGAUUUCGCAAAAACAAGGAAAAUCCCGACAGGCUCGCAAGUCAAUCAUCGUGCACCGUGGCAACAAGGCAAUCAUGAGGAAGGCUUCUUGUUUGGGUUAGAUAGAUUGAUACAAACUAUAGAAACGGCAAAACUGUCUCCUCAAGGCGAUGAAGUUGUGGAAGAACCAGAUGUAUCACGUUGAACAAUAAAGGCGAGAAGACCCUGGUCUCGCCCCACGGUCGUUGUCACCGUCCACUGGCUGUCACGCCCUGUACCGUUCUUGGUGCGUCCGAGAAAACGCUUGGAGUUGUACUUCUUGUAAAUGUGCAUAAUAAAGAGAAAAGCGAUAAAACGCCUAAUGUUUGAUCUAGUCUUUAAUUUUAUAUUAUUUUAGUAAGAGAAUAAAUUGUAUCCUGAUUUUUA
Bombyx mori (domestic silkworm) is the source of this 3044-nucleotide messenger RNA. RefSeq names its product inositol-trisphosphate 3-kinase homolog (gene IP3K1). The record is from RefSeq and is a predicted model, not a curated record. Gene Ontology annotation, biological process: inositol phosphate biosynthetic process. Lineage: Eukaryota; Metazoa; Arthropoda; Insecta; Lepidoptera; Bombycidae. The transcript is spliced from 3 exons. Gene Ontology annotation, molecular function: inositol tetrakisphosphate kinase activity; inositol-1,4,5-trisphosphate 3-kinase activity. Gene Ontology annotation, cellular component: cytoplasm; nucleus. Bases 1633 to 2823 code for a protein of 396 amino acids.